Molecule: messenger RNA, 654 nt
Organism: Orycteropus afer afer
Lineage: Eukaryota; Metazoa; Chordata; Mammalia; Tubulidentata; Orycteropodidae
Gene: CLDN9
Product: claudin 9
Exons: 1
Coding region: 1-654 (217 amino acids)
Biological process (GO): bicellular tight junction assembly; cell adhesion
Cellular component (GO): plasma membrane; bicellular tight junction
Molecular function (GO): structural molecule activity
Source: RefSeq, a predicted model, not a curated record
AUGGCUUCAACCGGCCUUGAAUUGUUGGGCAUGACUCUGGCCGUGCUGGGCUGGCUGGGGACCCUGGUGUCCUGCGCCCUGCCCAUGUGGAAGGUGACCGCCUUCAUCGGCAACAGCAUCGUGGUGGCCCAGGUGGUGUGGGAGGGGCUGUGGAUGUCGUGCGUGGUGCAGAGCACCGGGCAGAUGCAGUGCAAGGUGUACGACUCGAUGCUGGCGCUGCCCCAGGACCUGCAGGCCGCCCGCGCCCUCUGCAUCGUCGCCCUCCUGCUGGCCCUGCUCGGCCUGCUGGUGGCCAUCACGGGCGCUCAGUGCACCACGUGUGUGGAGGACGAGGGCGCCAAGGCCCGCAUCAUGCUCACGGCGGGGGCCGUCCUCCUGCUCUCGGGGGUCCUGGUGCUCAUCCCCGUCUGCUGGACCGCCCACACCGUCAUCCAGGACUUCUACAACCCCCUGGUGGCAGAGGCGCUCAAGCGGGAGCUGGGGGCCUCGCUCUACCUGGGCUGGGCAGCGGCCGCCCUGCUCAUGCUGGGUGGGGGGCUUCUGUGCUACACAUGCCCCCCGCCCCAGGUCGACCGGCCCCGCGGACCCAGGAUGGGCUACUCCAUCCCCUCCCGCUCUGGUACGUCCGGGCUGGACAAGAGGGACUACGUAUGA